This is a messenger RNA of Ailuropoda melanoleuca (giant panda), 924 nucleotides long. Its product is annotated as olfactory receptor 4D2-like. Gene Ontology annotation, biological process: G protein-coupled receptor signaling pathway. The transcript has a single exon. Gene Ontology annotation, molecular function: G protein-coupled receptor activity; olfactory receptor activity. NCBI's taxonomy places the organism in Eukaryota, Metazoa, Chordata, Mammalia, Carnivora, Ursidae. Gene Ontology annotation, cellular component: membrane. The annotation marks the transcript as partial. The record is from RefSeq and is a predicted model, not a curated record.
AUGGAGCCAAAAAACCUCACGUGGGUAUCAGAGUUUGUCUUUUUGGGGUUCUCAGAGACUCGAGAGCUCCAGUCUUUCCUGUUUCCGGUGUUUCUGUUUGUCUACACCACCACUGUCGUGGGAAACCUCCUCAUCAUGGUCACAGUGACCUCAGACUCUCGGCUUCACACACCCAUGUACUUUCUGCUCCGCAAUCUGGCUGUCUUAGACCUCUGCUUCUCCUCUGUCACUGCCCCAAAGAUGCUGGUAGACUUCCUCUCUGAGAAGAAGACCAUCUCCUACCAAGGCUGCAUGGCCCAGCUCUUCUUCUUCCACUUUCUGGGAGGCGCCAUGGUCUUCUUCCUCUCGGUGAUGGCCUAUGACCGCCUUGUUGCCAUCUCCCGGCCCCUCCACUAUGUCACCAUCAUGAACACUCAGCAUUGCGUGGGGCUGGUGGUGACAGCCUGGGUGGUAGGUUUCGUGCAUUCCAUUUACCAACUAGCUCUGAUGCUCACAUUGCCUUUCUGUGGUCCCAAUGUCCUGGACAACUUCUACUGUGAUGUCCCACAAGUGCUGAGACUCGCCUGCACUGACACCUCCCUCCUGGAGAGCCUCAUGAUCUCCAACAGUGGAAUGCUGGAUGUCAUCUGGUUCUUUCUCCUCCUGACCUCCUACUCAGUCAUCCUGGUGAUGCUGAGGUCCCACUCUGGGCAGGCGAGGAGGAAGGCAGCUUCCACCUGCACCACCCACAUCGUCGUUGUGUCUAUGGUUUUCAUUCCAAGCAUUUACCUCUAUGCCCGGCCCUUCACCCCCUUCUCCAUGGACAAGGCUGUGUCCAUCGGCCACACGGUCAUGACCCCCAUGCUCAACCCCAUGAUCUACACCCUGAGGAACCAGGAGGUGCANACUCAGCAUUGCGUGGGGCUGGUGGUGACAGCCUGGGUG